CUUUGAUUAUUUAUGUGACCUUCGUUCGUUGAGAAUUACAUUGGGAGUCGUCACACUUUUCCAGCGGUCACCGGCAAGGAGAGUUAUUGCUGUGCAUUUUAUAUCGUCAUUGUGGGGAUUAUCGACAUUAUAAACGUGAAAAAUGGCUGAACCUAUAAAUGUUGUUGUGACCGGAGCAGCUGGUCAAAUUGCCUACUCAUUACUGUACCAGUUAGCUGCUGGUACAGUCUUUGGCCCAGAGCAGCCCAUCAACCUUAGGUUGCUUGAUAUUCCACCAAUGAUGGGUGUUUUGAAAGGAGUUGUUAUGGAGCUUGAAGAUCUUGCUCUUUCUCUUCUCAAGAAUAUUUUACCUACGGAUGAUCCAGAGGUAGCUUUCAAGGAUGCUGCAUCAGUGUUCUUGGUCGGAGCAAUGCCUCGUAAACAAGGAAUGGAGAGGAAAGAUCUAUUGGCAGCUAAUGUUAAGAUUUUCAAAGUUCAAGGAGAGGCAUUGGAUAAAUUUGCACGCAAGGAUGUUAAAGUUUUGGUUGUUGGUAACCCAGCCAACACUAAUGCCCUUAUUUGUUCUCACUAUGCUCCGUCCAUUCCAAAGAAAAACUUCACAGCAAUGACUAGGCUGGACCAGAACAGAGCUCAAGCAGCUUUGGCUUCUCGUUUGGGAGUUGGUGUUGAAAAAGUGGAAAAUGUGACUAUUUGGGGUAACCACAGUUCAACACAGUUUCCAGAUGCUACUCAUGCUACAGUGAAACUUAAUGGCUCAACAAAAUCUGUUCCCGAGGCUUUGAAUGAUGAUGAUUGGUUGAAUAAUGAAUUUGUAGAAACUAUUCAGAAGCGUGGAGCAGCCGUUAUUGCAGCGAGAACCAUGUCAUCUGCUAUGUCUGCUGCUAAAGCAGCAGGAGACCACAUGCGUGAUUGGUGGUUGGGUACUAAGCCUGGUUCAUGGGUUAGUAUGGGAAUUGUGUCUGAUGGUAGCUAUAACAUUCCUAAGGACAUAUGUUUUUCGUUCCCUGUUACAAUUCAGAACAAGGAAUACAAAAUUGUUCAGGGUUUGAAAAUCAGUGAGUUUGCUCUAUCUAAGAUUCAAAUAACCACGAAAGAAUUGGAGGAAGAACGAGCUGAAGCCAAUACCGUUCUUCAGCAGUGACUACAUGGGAGAGAGAAUGAUAAUUCUGGGCAAGAGACAAUAUCUAAAUUAUAAUUAAUCAUUGUAGCUUAUUGUUACUACUGUGAUUGAAUUAUUAAUUAUUAAUUUAAAUGAUGUUGUUUGAAUACUGUGUUGUGGGUAGGACACAUGCAAAUUAUUUUCGAUUUUAACCAACCAAAGUUGAUGUUAGACAUUUUCUUUAGUGAAAACACAUCGAUUUGGAAAUUGGGAAUAUUUAAGAAAUACAAAUAAAAGAAGCAUUGCUCUCAAA
Molecule: messenger RNA, 1412 nt
Organism: Phymastichus coffea
Lineage: Eukaryota; Metazoa; Arthropoda; Insecta; Hymenoptera; Eulophidae
Gene: Mdh1
Product: malate dehydrogenase, cytoplasmic
Exons: 5
Coding region: 143-1141 (332 amino acids)
Biological process (GO): oxaloacetate metabolic process; malate metabolic process; tricarboxylic acid cycle
Cellular component (GO): mitochondrion; cytosol
Molecular function (GO): L-malate dehydrogenase (NAD+) activity
Source: RefSeq, a predicted model, not a curated record